This is a messenger RNA of Abrus precatorius (Indian licorice), 2122 nucleotides long. Its product is annotated as transcription factor MYB88-like. The record is from RefSeq and is a predicted model, not a curated record. Gene Ontology annotation, molecular function: RNA polymerase II cis-regulatory region sequence-specific DNA binding; DNA-binding transcription factor activity, RNA polymerase II-specific. Gene Ontology annotation, cellular component: nucleus. NCBI's taxonomy places the organism in Eukaryota, Viridiplantae, Streptophyta, Magnoliopsida, Fabales, Fabaceae. Bases 406 to 1593 code for a protein of 395 amino acids. Gene Ontology annotation, biological process: regulation of DNA-templated transcription. The transcript is spliced from 12 exons.
CCAAGUCGAUACCCGAAAAACGAUGGCAAGACAUAAUUUUCCUUUCCAAUUUUUCGUAUCUUUCUCUUCAUUCAGCACCGAUUCAACACUGCAUUUUAUGGCGUGAACAGAGCAUUUUGAACAAUAAAAGAUACCAAAUAGAUCAACCUAAGUACUUUGGUCUAAAAGUCUUUCGUUCGCUGUCGACAGUGUUUCUCGUAUGAGGCUCUGUGCUUGCUGUGCUUCUGUCAUCAGUUUUCCUGUUUAUCCGAAAGAACACUUUCAAAAUCCCAAACAUAAUUGUUUUUGAGGUAGAGCGUUGGCUUUAGCAUGCAAGUUGAGUUGGCUCCGGUAAAGGAAGGGAGCGUCAAAGAAAGAGAGUGACACUGAUAGAAUAAACAUCCUCAAAGACAAAUCUUGCAAGAUAUGAAGAAGCAGCAGUGCAGUGAAGAAUCCAAGAAGAAGGAACGUCACAUUGUAACUUGGACUCGAGAGGAGGAUGAUAUACUUAGAGAGCAGAUUGGUAUUCAUGGAACUGAAAAUUGGGCAAUUAUUGCAUCUAAAUUCGAGGACAAAACGACAAGACAGUGCAGAAGGAGAUGGUACACUUACUUAAACUCUGAUUUUAAGAGAGGUGGAUGGUCACCUGAGGAAGACAGGCUCUUAUGUGAGGCUCAAAAACUAUUUGGUAACAGAUGGACUGAAAUAGCAAAGGUGGUUUCAGGCAGAACGGAUAAUGCUGUGAAAAACCGGUUCUCCACACUAUGCAGAAAAAGAGAAAAAAUUGCAGCUUUAGCCAAAGAGAACAGCACUUCAUACAUCAAUUCAAAUAACAAGAGGAUUAUUUUUCCAAAUGGUUAUAAUACAGAUGCAACCUUAAAAUCUGCAGUACCUAUUAAGAAGAUGAGGAGGGCCCAUAUUCCUGAUGAUACAGAAAAGAUCAAAUUUGAGGACAGAUCACAUUUAAGAAAUAAAGUUCAAGUAAAUCAGCAGCCAAGCCCAAGAACACCAUUUGCAGUAUUAGCUGAAAAUUCCCUUAAUGCAAACAAUUUGCCAGACCAGCAUGAUGUUUGCGCUUCCAAGUUUAACGGUUCGGCCCAAAAUAACAAUAUUCAAGGAACAUUCCUCAAAAAGGAUGACAUGGACCCAAGUUUUGAAAAUGCAAGAAAGGUUCUUAAAGAGUUUCUGAACAUAACCAAAGAAUCAGAUAUUGCUGGACAUAAGAUUCCAGAGGUACCACUUGUAGAUCUUAAAGAAUUGAUUGAGGACUUGAAGAGUGGUAAUAAGGAAGGCCAGCCUUGUUGGAGGCAAGUGGAAUGCUAUGAAGACUCUCCAGGCAGUUCUGAAUACAGUACAGGAUCAACUCUCCUGCCAUGGUCAGCUCGUAAUACUUUGGAGCACUCAUUGCAUCAGGGUAUUGGAAUUGAAAUGAAGUCUAGACAAUUUGGAGAUGAAAAAGGAGUAGGUGGAGGUGAGAAAGGGGUGCAUUCUACCACAAAUGUAGAUCAAAGAAAGAAACUUCUUAAGGAAAACACUAGGGAUGGAAUCUCCAUCCAUCAAGGCAAGUGCCAACCCGUCACAACCGCCACCCUGCAAAAGAGCCUUACUACCUAGUCUACAAUCCAUCUGAGAGAGAAAUACCGAUUGGUACAUUCCCCUUUCCAAGUCGUUCAUUCUUAUCCUUGGUGCUAGUGUGGCUUGUGGGAGAUCUUCUCUGCCUCGUUUAAGAAAACAACAUUAUCAUACAUUCUUGUCAUCUUCAACAUAUCUAUCGUCAUCUUUUUCCUCCUCCCCUUCACUCAAAAUUACCUUUUUGAUGCUUGCACAUAAAAUUGUCGUGCUUAGUGUAUCAUUCUUUGGUUUGUUUUCUUUUGAUAUUGUUCUGGGUUUGUUUUUCUCCAAUCCAGCCUUUUGUCUUGUUUUUUGUUUGUACAGAGCCUACUGUGUAAUUACUAGCAUUCUGAGUGAGUAUGUAUAGAUUAGCAUUUCGCUUAUCCUACUACAUAUAAUGAACAGAAACAUAGAAGAGUGACACAGAAUCUUAACCAUGGGCAACUUGGAUUCUUCUUUGUUGUUUUGGGUUGUAUUAUAAAUAUUUUUUCCCUUUGGAUUCUGAUGUACUGAAACUUAAUUAUAAUAGAGU